Molecule: messenger RNA, 815 nt
Organism: Galdieria sulphuraria
Lineage: Eukaryota; Rhodophyta; Bangiophyceae; Galdieriales; Galdieriaceae
Product: NADH dehydrogenase (ubiquinone) Fe-S protein 7
Exons: 1
Coding region: 161-781 (206 amino acids)
Biological process (GO): mitochondrial respiratory chain complex I assembly; electron transport coupled proton transport; aerobic respiration
Molecular function (GO): NADH dehydrogenase (ubiquinone) activity; 4 iron, 4 sulfur cluster binding; quinone binding
Source: RefSeq, a predicted model, not a curated record
GCGCCAUUUCAGACGAACUGACUUUUUUUUUCUAUAGACAAAGAAAAUGACAACCGAGUAUAAAUAGUGUUUCAAUUUUCCAUUUGGAAUUGGGUGAAAAACUUUCAUCAGUCGAAUUCAGUCGCUGUUACAAGUGUUGUAUUAGAGACUCGUAUAACAUAUGAAAAGCACUGCAGUAUUCCAAAAAUUGAGUCGUUAUGUUCGUCUCUCAACAGUAGGAAAGCAAACAACAACAACGACUGACAGUUUGAGAAGAGGGUUUGCCUCCCUGUCUCCAAGUGACUCUCCUGUACCUUUAUCCAAACCUGAAGGGUCUUUAGAAUACGUAGUUUCCAAGUUAGAUGACCUCUGUAAUUGGGCUAGAAGCAAUUCUUUGUGGCCAAUGACUUUUGGUUUGGCUUGUUGUGCUGUAGAGAUGAUGCACGCUGCUGCUCCAAGAUACGACUUGGACCGCAUGGGUAUAGUUUUUCGUCCGUCACCAAGACAAAGCGACGUUAUGAUAGUAGCUGGAACACUUACCAACAAAAUGGCACCAGCCUUGCGUAAAGUAUAUGACCAAAUGCCAGAACCUCGUUGGGUAGUUUCCAUGGGUAGUUGUGCCAAUGGUGGUGGUUAUUAUCAUUAUUCUUAUUCAGUAGUUCGUGGUUGUGACCGCAUUGUACCUGUAGAUAUUUAUGUACCUGGUUGUCCCCCAACUGCAGAAGCAUUGGUAUAUGGGUUGUUGCAGUUGCAGAAGAAAAUCAAGAGACAGAAUACUCUCUUAGCAUGGAUGAAAAAGUAAAGUCAAUAAAGCUGAGGUUGCAUGUUUGAAGAUA